Molecule: messenger RNA, 636 nt
Organism: Oryza sativa Japonica Group (Japanese rice)
Lineage: Eukaryota; Viridiplantae; Streptophyta; Magnoliopsida; Poales; Poaceae
Product: small polypeptide DEVIL 11
Biological process (GO): negative regulation of cell population proliferation
Source: RefSeq, a predicted model, not a curated record
GCCGCGAGCUAUUUAUAGCUGAUCGAUCGCUUGAUUUCACCCGCGGCGCUCUCCACUGAUCACAACACUAACUGAGCUCACGCGCACCAAGCAGAAGGCCGCGCGCGCGCGCGCGUUUGGUCUCGUCCAUGGAGGCGAUGGAGUCGCGGGCGGAGGAUCAGGGCGUCAAGCGCAGGGAGCCGUGCAAGAAGAGGAUCGGGAGAACCGCGGGCGCCGGCUCGGAAGCCGGCAAUGGCAGCAGGCAUCAGGCAUCCUGCUCGCCGCCGCCGCCGCCGUCGUCGUCGUUCCCGCGACGGUGCGCGCGUCUCGUGAAGGAGCAGCGCGCGCGGCUCUACAUCGUGCGCCGAUGCAUCACCAUGCUCGCGUGCUGGCGCGACGUCGACUACCUCUGACCGUACAUUUUUUACAAGCUUAAGCCGGUCUCUCUUCUGCUUAAUUCUCUUCACGUUCCGAUCGAGAGAAAUGCAACCACGUCCGUAGCACAGGGGAGCUCUAUAUAUGUAUUGCUAAAUGGAGUUCGAAAAAAAAGUGUAUUGCAUUGCUAGAUGGAAAAUGUAAGGGACGAAAUAUGUGAAACUACGUACUCCUCAUAUACAUUCUCUGUAAUUAUAUAUAUGCCUCGUUCUCUCGGUUCGU